Alternaria ethzedia is the source of this 525-nucleotide messenger RNA. RefSeq lists its product as uncharacterized. Bases 1 to 525 code for a protein of 174 amino acids. The transcript is spliced from 2 exons. NCBI's taxonomy places the organism in Eukaryota, Fungi, Ascomycota, Dothideomycetes, Pleosporales, Pleosporaceae. Gene Ontology annotation, molecular function: protein tyrosine phosphatase activity. Gene Ontology annotation, cellular component: cytoplasm; nucleus. The record is from RefSeq and is a predicted model, not a curated record.
AUGUCGACGAUAUCCCUUUCGGAUCUCGAAUUCGUGACUCGCGAGUCUCUCGCCAGCGACUUCAAAUCCUCCGGCAAAUCGCUGCCUGAAAACACUGCAGUCAUCGACGUACGAGACAGCGAUCACGUCGGCGGUCACAUCAAAGGCUCAACCUGGGUCCCUUCGUCGCAACUCGAUUACAAAACUCCCGAGCUGAUCCGCACACUACAAGACAAGGAAGUCGUCAUCUUCCACUGCGCGUUAUCGCAGCAACGGGGUCCCAGUGCGGCAUUGAGAUAUCUGAGAGAGAAGGAGAGAUUGGAUCCGGCCUCUAAGGUGGAAUCAAAGGGCGAGGUUGAGGAACAGAGUGGAGCGGUUGAUAAGGAAGAAGGGGGGAAAGGACCUAGCGGGACACAGGUCAAGAAGCAAAAGGUCUAUGUGCUUCAGGGAGGCUUCACGAUGUGGCAGGAGAAGUAUGGGCAGGAUAAGGAUUUGACGGAGGGGUAUGAGAAGGAUAUUUGGGAGUUUGGUACGCCGGAUCAUUAG